UGUGGCAGGCGGACGAAACUGAAGAUCGCUCCACAUCCUCUCUCCCUCUCUCUCUCUAACCAAAAAACAUGGCGAGAAGCAGAGACCGUCCUCGUCUUCCGUCUCUCUUCCCGCUGAUCCUGUGCCUGUUGUCGUGCCCGUCGGACGGAGGAGGCAGGGGGACGCCCGGCGUUGUCGGGCAUGGAUACACAGUCGAGUCCGUGGCCAUCGAUCCGCCGGGAACGACGCUGACCGUCGAGCUCCGCCUCAUCAACAGGACCUCAGUCUACGGGCCUGACGUUGAGAAUCUCCGUCUCGUUGCCAGCUUCCAAGCGAGCGGACGUCUUCAAGUCGGAAUCACAGACGCCGACAACCACCGAUGGGAAGUCCCCGACGACCUCAUCCCUCGCCGAUCUCCCUCCCCUCCCCACCACUCUCUCCCCACUCCGCCACCGUCGCUCUGCUUCUCCCAAUGCAGCCUCUCCGCCGCCUCCUCCGACCUCGUCUUUGUCCUCCGCAACACCACCCCCUUCUCAUUCUCCAUCUUCCGCCGCUCCUCCGGCGAUGUCCUCUUUGACACCUCUCCCUCCGACCCCUCCACCUUCCUCGUCUUCAAGGACCAGUACCUCCAGCUCUCCUCCUCCCUCCCUCCCGGCCGCUCCUCCCUCUACGGUAUCGGAGAGCACACGAAGCCGUCGCUCCGGCUCCAGCCCAACCAAACUCUUACUCUCUGGAACGCCGACAUCCUCAGCUUGACCCCUGAUGUCAACCUGUAAGGGUCGCAUCCGUUUUACAUGGACGUCAGGUCGUCCGUGGGUGGCAGUGGCGGAAGCAGAGGAGUUGGGGCGGGCACGAGCCACGGCGUUCUGUUGCUGAACAGCAAUGGCAUGGACGUCGUGUACACUGGCGAUAGGAUCACUUACAAGGUGAUCGAUGGUGUGUUGGAUUUGUAUUUCUUCCCCGGGCCAUCACUAGAGGCGGUCAUAGAGCAGUACACCGAGCUUAUUGGCCGGCCGGCCCCAAUGCCACACUGGUCCUUCGGAUUUCAUCAAUGCCGGUGGGGUUACAAGAAUAUCGCAGACUUAGAGGGCGUGGUAGCUGGUUAUGCAAAAGCUCAUAUUCCACUGGAAGUUAUGUGGACUGACAUCGAUUACAUGGAUGCAUACAAGGACUUCACUCUUGACCCCAUCAAUUUUCCAGUGGAAAAGAUGAAAGAAUUUGUCAGCAGCCUUCACAAGAUCGGUCAAAAAUAUGUCAUCAUACUCGAUCCAGGCAUUAGCGUGAACGAGACAUAUGGGACCUACAUCAGGGGGAUGCAAGCCGACAUCUUCAUCAAACGUGAGGGAGUGCCAUAUUUAGGUGUUGUUUGGCCGGGGCCAGUGUACUUCCCUGACUUCCUUCACCCAUCUAGUGAGAUUUACUGGGGUGGUGAGAUAAAGAAGUUUCAUGAUGUCCUUCCUUUUGAUGGCCUAUGGAUUGACAUGAAUGAGUUGUCCAACUUCAUAACUUCUCCGCUUCUUCCUUCCACUCUUGACAAUCCUCCCUACAAAAUCGACAAUUCAGGAGUUCAUCGACCAAUCAACAACAAUACUACUCCUGCGACAUCAUAUCAUUUUGGCAAUAUUUCAGAUUACAAUGCUCAUAACCUCUAUGGACUCCUGGAGGCCAGAGCAACAAACAAAGCCUUAGUCAAUGUUACUGGUAAAAGGCCAUUCAUUCUCUCGAGAUCAACUUUUGUGAGCUCGGGUAGGCACACUGCACACUGCACUGGGGACAAUGCCGCCACAUGGGAUGACUUGGCUUACUCAAUUCCUGCAAUUUUAAAUUCUGGACUCUUUGGAAUUCCAAUGGUAGGAGCUGAUAUAUGUGGUUUCAUAUUAAACACGACCGAAGAGCUCUGCAACCGAUGGAUUCAGCUUGGGGCCUUUUAUCCCUUUGCAAGAGACCACUCUGACAAGAUUACUAUUCGUCAAGAGCUCUAUCUCUGGGAAUCGGUCGCCACAUCCGCCCGGAAGGUGCUUGGUCUUCGUUAUCGCUUGCUCCCAUACUUGUAUACCUUGAUGUAUGAGGCAAAUAGGAAGGGAAUGCCCAUUGUCCGACCCCUAUUUUUCUCAUUCCUUGAGGAUACGAUGACUUACGAUAUCAACUCCCAGUUCUUAAUUGGUAAGGGUCUGAUGGUGACUCCUGUACUUAAAUCAGGCGCCCAAACUGUGGAUGCUUAUUUUCCAAGUGGAAAUUGGUUUGAUCUCUUCAAUUACUCAAAUUCAGUGAGUACAGCUUCAGGAAUGAAUGUGAUGCUCGAUGCACCGCCUGAUCAUCCUCAUCUUCAUGUAAGGGAAGGUAAUAUAUUGGCCCUACAAGGAGAGGCCAUGACUACAAAAGCUGCUCGGAGAACGCCAUUUGAGCUCUUAGUUUUGGUUGAUGGGAAUGGUAAUAGCGCAGGACAAUUGUUCUUGGACGACGGAGAGGAAGUUGAAAUGGGAGGGGAAGGAAAUAAGUGGACUUUGGUGAAGUUUGAUUGUGAGAAAACAGGAAAUGAUGUUGUUGUUAAAUCAGAAGUUAUUAAUGGGGAAUUUGCUCUGAUUGAGAAGUGGGUAAUUGAUAAGGUGACAAUUCUAGGAUUGAGAGAAGGAACUAGAAUGACGAGACUGACGGGGCAUGAGUUAUCCAAUGAUGUAGAAGCGACGUCCAAACAGAAAACAAAGAAAACAGUGGGAAAAUCGAGUAAUGGUCAAGAGUUUGUGAUUGUUGAAGUCUCAGGAUUGUCACUUCCGUUGGGAAAGACAUUCAAGUUGGAAGUGAAAUUGCGCCAGUCAGGUGUAGUAGAGGAAAGCAGCAUGCCUCCAAUAAGUUUGUGUGUUUCUAAGAGGAAAAAGCACACCAGUAUCAAGCCACUUCAUUUCCAUCAUUGGCUCUUUGUUUUCCCUAUAUUGUGCUGCUUCUAAAUUGGUUAAGAUCCAUAGAAGAAAAUUUCUUCUUAUAAUUUGUUAAGAGAGAAAAUGACACGAAUGAUCCUUAAAUUUAUGUUUGAUGUGCAAUGUCA
Molecule: messenger RNA, 3022 nt
Organism: Eucalyptus grandis
Lineage: Eukaryota; Viridiplantae; Streptophyta; Magnoliopsida; Myrtales; Myrtaceae
Product: alpha-glucosidase
Exons: 5
Biological process (GO): carbohydrate metabolic process
Molecular function (GO): hydrolase activity, hydrolyzing O-glycosyl compounds; carbohydrate binding
Source: RefSeq, a predicted model, not a curated record